AUGAAGUCGUUCACAACCUUGGCGGUUGCCACAUUCAUCUCCUCGGUGUCCGGACAUGGAUAUUUGACAAUUCCGUCCAGCCGCACGCGCCUCGGUGCUGAGGCCGGCAUAGAUUCGUGCCCCGAGUGCACCAUCCGGGAGCCCGUCUCCGCAUGGCCGGACCUCACGGCCGCUACCGUCGGCCGAAGCGGGCCCUGCGGUUACAACGCCCGCGUCAGCGUCGACUACAACCAACCGGGAAGCAGCUGGGGUAGCGUCCCGGUCGUGACCUACAGUCGCGGCCAGAUCGUCGACGUACAGUGGUGCGUCGAUAACAACGGCGACCACGGCGGCAUGUUCAGCUACCGCAUCUGCCAGGACCAGUCCAUCAUCGACAAGUUCAUCACGCUGGGCUACCUUCCCACCGAUGACGAGAAGCAGGCCGCCGAGAACUGCUUCCAGGCCGGCACCCUCAAGUGCACCGACGUCUCGGGCCAGAGCUGCGACUACAACCCGGACUGCUCCUCCGGCCAGACGUGCUGGCGGAACGACUGGUUCACCUGCAACGCGUUCCAGGCCAGCAACCGGCGCGCGUGCCAGGGCGUCGACAACAACGCGCUGGGGUCGUGCUACACCUCCAUCGCGGGCGGCUACACCGUCACCAAGAAGAUCAAGAUCCCAGACUACGUCUCCAACCACACCCUGCUCUCGCUGCGCUGGAACUCGUUCCAGACCGGCCAAGUGUACCUCACGUGCGCCGACAUCGCCAUCAGCGGAGGAGGGGGAAGCACCUCGCCGUCCUCGACACGCACGACCAGCGCCGCGGCAACGACGACGAGCGGCACCUGUGCCAUCGCUAGCACCGUGGCCGUCACCUUCAACGAGAUCGUCAAGACGGUCCCUGGCCAGACGAUCAAGGUCGCGGGCUCUGUUGUCGCGCUCGGCAACUGGAACGUGGCAUCGGCUCCGGCGCUGUCGGCGGCACAGUACACUAGCUCGAACAACCUGUGGACCUACACUGUCUCGCUGCCGGCCGGGACGGCGUUUGAGUACAAGUUUAUUAAUGUGGCAUCGGAUGGGACCGCAACGUGGGAGAGUGACCCGAACAGAUCCUACACUGUGCCUCGGAGCUGCUCCACUGCGGUCACAGUCAGUACCAACUGGAAGUAA
Messenger RNA from Colletotrichum orchidophilum, 1149 nucleotides. RefSeq names its product starch binding domain-containing protein. The coding region runs from base 1 to 1149 and encodes 382 amino acids. NCBI's taxonomy places the organism in Eukaryota, Fungi, Ascomycota, Sordariomycetes, Glomerellales, Glomerellaceae. Gene Ontology annotation, molecular function: starch binding. The record is from RefSeq and is a predicted model, not a curated record. The transcript is spliced from 2 exons.